Messenger RNA from Bursaphelenchus xylophilus (pine wood nematode), 362 nucleotides. Lineage: Eukaryota; Metazoa; Nematoda; Chromadorea; Rhabditida; Aphelenchoididae. The record is from the annotation of a GenBank genome assembly.
AUGCCCCGCUUAAAUGUAGGAGCCCCAAUAAAAGUGGUUUCAUUGUAAGAAAAAACGGUAACCCUUUCUGUAUUUUUUAGAAAUUGGGGUCCUUGAAGGCACAAAGGGUUUCGCCUGGGACAGUAGCUCUUCAUCGUAAUGGAUUUCAAGUUCAUACUGUCAAUGUUAGAUCAAUCCAAACCGAGGGAAAAUUGAAGCAAUUCAAGAAAUCGUUGGAAACGGAAGUGAUCAGCAUGAAUUCGACAUCCCCCUAUACACAACCGUUUGGGCGCUUCAGGAUGAGAUGGAUCGACGAUACUGGCAAGAAUCAUGGCCUCCGGUGGAGCGAUCUUACACUGACCGGGCAAUGGAAACCGUUAUGA